Manihot esculenta (cassava) is the source of this 1165-nucleotide messenger RNA. Its product is annotated as secretory carrier-associated membrane protein 1. NCBI's taxonomy places the organism in Eukaryota, Viridiplantae, Streptophyta, Magnoliopsida, Malpighiales, Euphorbiaceae. The record is from RefSeq and is a predicted model, not a curated record. Gene Ontology annotation, cellular component: trans-Golgi network membrane; recycling endosome membrane. The transcript is spliced from 12 exons. Gene Ontology annotation, biological process: protein transport. The coding region runs from base 1 to 786 and encodes 261 amino acids.
AUGAGUCGCAAGAAUUCUAAUCCUUUCGAUGAAGAAGAUGUCAAUCCUUUUGCAAAUCGAGGAAGUGCUCCAUCAGCAAACUCAGGGCUUUCACCCCUUCCUCCUGAACGCUAUGAUCGUAGUGCAACAAUUGACAUUCCCCUUAACAGUGGAAAGGAUUUAAAAUCAAGGGAGAAGGAGCUCGAAGCUAGAGAGGCUGAGUUGAAGAAGAGAGAACAGGAACUAAAACGAAGGGAAGAUGCAAUAGCACGAGCUGGAAUUGUAAUUGAAGAAAAGAAUUGGCCUUCAUUUUUUCCUAUUAUCCAUCAUGACAUUUCAUCUGAAAUACCAAUCCAUCUACAAAGGAUGCAAUAUGUUGCAUUUACAACAUUCUUAGGAAUAUCUGUGUGUCUCUUGUGGAAUCUUAUUGCAGUUACCACUGCUUGGAUCAAUGGGGAAGGUUUAACAAUUUGGUUACUUUCUAUUAUUUACUUUAUAUCGGGAGUUCCUGGAGCCUAUAUUAUGUGGUAUCGCCCUCUAUAUCGUGCAAUGAGGACUGAUAGUGCUCUGAAAUUUGGAUGGUUUUUCUUAUCUUACAUGUUCCACAUUGGCUUUUGCAUCCUUGCCACUUUUUCUCCACCAAUUAUUUUUGAAGAAAAAUCUCUUACAGGUAUUUUGCCUGCUUUUGAUCUUCUCAACACAAAUACUUUUGUUGGAAUACUCUACUUCAUUGGAUUUGGAUGUUUCUGUGUUGAAUCCUUGCUCAGUAUUUGGGUUAUUCAGGUUUCAAAGUUGCUCGAGCUUUAACAUUUAUCAUCUAUAUAUAGAUGUUCCACGCAGAACUACAAUGCUCCAUUUUCCAAUUUAUAGCCCUUUUCCUGAACAGAAAUAUUUUUCUUUCCUUAUUCACUCUCAAAACAUUGUUUCUUAGCAAACCCGAAAAAAGCACACACACCAUGGUAUGCUUUUGCUUUCUCGUUGAUCAGACCCGCAAAAUUCAGAGAAGCAAGCCGGUGGCAGGGAUUUGCUCACGAUGCGGUGGUGGAGCCAGCGUAGCAGACGUGAAAAGUUGUACAAGAGUUUGUUAUGUGCCAUUUUAUUGGAAGUCUUGGAGAGCUAUUAUAUGUACUUUUUGUGGAGCUAUUCUUCGAUCUUAUUGAUAGUAAACGAGUUGAGUUUUUGAUUU